AUGUCCAUGGAUCUUGAUGAUGCGCCCAUGGCCAUCGAGGCUUCGUCGCAACCGACGCGCGCAACCAUUCUCUGCUGCAACUGCGGCGCCGCCAUCGAUGGAACGACGGCGACGGGUGCCCUCUGCUUCGCCUGCGUCAAGUCGACGGUCGACAUCUCAAAAGGCAUCCAGCGUGAGGCGACGCUCAACUUCUGCCGCGACUGCGACCGAUGGCUCAUGCCGCCGACCAGCUGGGUCGUCGCCACGCCCGAGUCUCGCGAGAUGCUGGCGCUGUGCCUCAAGAAGCUGAGGGGCCUCAACAAGGCCCGCAUCGUCGACGCGAGCUUCAUCUGGACCGAGCCCCACUCUCGCCGGAUAAAGGUCAAGCUCACGGUCCAGGACGAGGUCCAGGAGGGCAUGCUGCUCCAGCAGACCUUCGAGGUCGUCUACGUCGUCGCCACCCAGCAGUGCCCCGAGUGCGCCAAGUCGUACACGGCCAACGUUUGGAGGGCCUGCGUCCAGGUCCGGCAAAAGGUGCUGCACAAGCGCACCUUUCUCUUCCUCGAACAGCUCAUCAUGAAGCACAACGCCCACCGGGACACGCUCAACAUCAAGGAGGCCAAGGACGGCAUCGACUUCUUCUUUUCGCAAAGGAACCAGGCCGAAAAGUUCAUCGACUUCCUCAACUCGGUCGUGCCCGUCAAGGUCAAGGCAUCCCAGGAGCUCAUCUCGCAAGACGUCCACACGUCCAAGAAGCAGUUCAAAUUCUCCUACUCGGCCGAGCUGGUGCCCAUAUGCAGGGACGACAUCGUCGCCAUGCCGAUACGGCUCGCCAAGCAGUCGGGAAACAUCUCCCCGCUCGUCCUGUGCCACAGGAUCGGCACGUCCGUGUCCCUCAUGGACCCCCAGACGCUCCAGACGGCCGACAUCAGCGCGCCCAUCUACUGGCGCGCCCCCUUCACCUCCCUCGCCGACGCCCGCGAACUCGUCGAGUUUGUCGUCAUGGACAUUGAGCAGACGCCGACGAGGAGAGGAAAAUGGGUCCUGUCCGAGGCGACGGUCGCGCGCGCCUCCGACCUCGGCACCAACGACAGGACCUACUUCACCCGCACCCACCUCGGCCACUACCUGCAGCCCGGUGAUUCGGCCAUGGGCUACCUGCUGACGGGCACCAUGUUCAACAACCCCGAGUUCGAGGCCAUCGAAGAGUCGCACACGUACUCUUCGACCAUCCCGGACGUCGUCCUCGUCAAGAAGCACUACCCUCGCAAGAGGAAGAACCGCCACCGCAACUGGAAGCUGAAGCGCAUGGGCAAGGACGAGGGUGAGCUGCUGCCGAAGAAGGCGGACCAGGAUCGCAUGGAUCAGGAGUAUGAGAUGUUCCUGCGGGACGUCGAGGAAGACGACGAGCUUCGUGCCGCCAUGGCGCUGUAUAAGAGCGAGAAGAAGGCCCGGGAGGAGGAGGAGAUGAGCAUAGCGGAGACGGAGGAUGACGAGCAAGACGGCGCUCCGCAGGUGAACAUGGACGAGUUGCUGGAUGACUUUGACGAACUCACGAUGCAGGACCAAUAA
Drechmeria coniospora is the source of this 1551-nucleotide messenger RNA. Its product is annotated as nonsense-mediated mRNA decay protein 3. Gene Ontology annotation, molecular function: ribosomal large subunit binding. Gene Ontology annotation, biological process: ribosomal large subunit export from nucleus. Gene Ontology annotation, cellular component: cytoplasm; nucleus. NCBI's taxonomy places the organism in Eukaryota, Fungi, Ascomycota, Sordariomycetes, Hypocreales, Ophiocordycipitaceae. Bases 1 to 1551 code for a protein of 516 amino acids. The transcript is spliced from 2 exons. The record is from RefSeq and is a predicted model, not a curated record.